CGAGAACUGUCAAAAGCAUCUGAUGCGCUGCAGAUUGUAAACAAACCCGUUCACCGUGCCGAAUGUGUUGAGUAACUCGCGUAUUCGAACCAUUUUAAUCUUAAUUUUUAGUGAAAAUCCCCAAAAAUAAUGGACUUUGAGCUAAGAAAUCUAAAAGACUUCCUCACCCUGUACAACCAAGUGACGGAACUGUGCUUCAAAUCCUGCGUGGACAACCUGUUUGGGCGGGAUCUGAGCGCGGACGAGAUCCGCUGCACGGACAACUGUGUGGGCAAGUUUUCCAGCGUGAACCAACGGUUGAUGCAGGUUUACGUGGGAGUGCAGGGCGACAUCAACCAGCGGAGAAUGGUCGAAUUUGAGGCCCAACAAGCGAAACUGGAGGAAGCGCAAAAGCAACAGGAAACGGUGGUGGCGGCGACGGCGACGACGACGACCGAAGCAGGUGCGACGUCUGUAUCUGUCAGUGGAACCGAAUCGGCUGGUCCGGUGGACAGUGGGAAAGUGGAAACCGUAUCGAAUUAGGGAUUGCGAUUCGGUAUUUAGAGUUAGGUCGAUUCUAGUGUUUGAGUAGUGGGUUGUUGUAGUUUGGAACAAAUUGGGGAAGUGGUUCAGUUUUUAAUCCUAGUUAUCCAGUUAAGUUGUUAAUAAAUGAAGAUGGAACCUACCACAGUAACAACGAAUAAAGUUUGUUUCGUUGUAAUGAUAGGACUUCCAGGUGCAGGAAAAACUACGUUUUGCGAAAGCUUCAAAGAAAAAUGCUCCAUAAUAAAAGUAAUCCACGUUUGUUUCGAUAAGUUCCUAAGGAUAGGAGAUAAUUUAGAUUUGGAAACCGGUCAAAUGAAAGAGAAACGUAGGCAUUUUUUGAAGAUAUUAGGAAGACUUGCCGAAGGAAUCAAGUUACGAAAUCAAAUAAUGUUUGAAGAAGCAAACGAAGAUUUAGCUAAAAAUUUCAAUGAAAACAUCCAAAUAGAUCUAGACCUUCAGCCAACUGGCAAGAUUUUCGGCAUUUUCCUCGACGACAACAUGUACUAUCGAAGUAUGCGCUACGAAAUCGUCGCUCUAGCUCGGAAGUAUCGAGCGGGAUUUUUACAGGUGCAUCUAGAUGUUUCAUUAGAAGAGGCUCAAACUAGAAACGCAACACGAUCAAAUCCAAUUCCACAGGAAAUCGUAUCCCGAAUGUGCAUUAAACUCGAAAAACCAAAUGAGCAGUUUUACAAGUGGGAAAGAAAUACAGUCAAGCUGACAGUGAAUUACAAACUUGAAGAAAUUAUGGAAAUUAAAGAAAAGAUCGCGGAAUGCGCCAACAAUCCUGAACAUCCCAUAGAACAGGACGUCGAAAGAGAACCAGUAGAACAGUCAACCCUCCAUAAAGUAGAUUUGCUGUUGAGAAAAGCCGUGAGCGACAUCAUUAAGAAUCGUAGACCGACUUUGAAUGGGUUGGAUUUGAAGCAAUUAUCGGAUCAUCUGGUGAUCAGGAGAAGAACUAUACUGAACGAUUUCAAAGUGGGGCUGAUCGAAGUUGAUCCUCAAAGUACUACUAAUGAACAGAUCCAAUCGUUGUUUUAAACAUACGCUUGGAAUAAAUAUACCUAUUAGCAAAUUAA
Messenger RNA from Aedes albopictus (Asian tiger mosquito), 1604 nucleotides. Its product is annotated as mitochondrial import inner membrane translocase subunit Tim10B. Lineage: Eukaryota; Metazoa; Arthropoda; Insecta; Diptera; Culicidae. The record is from RefSeq and is a predicted model, not a curated record. The transcript is spliced from 2 exons. Gene Ontology annotation, cellular component: mitochondrial intermembrane space chaperone complex. The coding region runs from base 130 to 522 and encodes 130 amino acids.